Aspergillus homomorphus CBS 101889 is the source of this 1163-nucleotide messenger RNA. Its product is annotated as putative translocon-associated protein, alpha subunit. The transcript has 3 exons. Lineage: Eukaryota; Fungi; Ascomycota; Eurotiomycetes; Eurotiales; Aspergillaceae. Gene Ontology annotation, cellular component: endoplasmic reticulum; endoplasmic reticulum membrane. Bases 97 to 885 code for a protein of 262 amino acids. The record is from RefSeq and is a predicted model, not a curated record.
CCCUCCCCUCACCCCACCUUCCUCUCCUUCCCUCCCUUCAUCUUCUUCGUUUUCUUCUCGCUCGGUUCUUUCAUCUCCACCUGUAGCCGUCUCACAAUGGCUCGCUUUGGUUUCUUGUCUCUGGCUCUUCUCUCCGUCCAGGCCUUGAUCGGCGGCGGUCUCGCGGCUGAUGCUGUUGCGAAGGAGGAGGCUCCCCAGACCCCCAACCUUGCUGUCACCGCGGACGCUGCUUUCCCUGCCUCUGAGUUCUUCGGCGUGAAGCUGGUCAAUGGCCACCCGACCCAGGCUCUGGUCACUUUUUCCAACGAUGAGCCCAACCCGGUGACGGUCAACUUCAUUGGAGGCUCGCUGUGGUCUCUGGGUGAGGAAGAGAACCGCAUUGUUCGCAACCUGACCGCCCACAGUUACAGCCUCGAGAUCCCGGCUGGGGAGAAGGAGAGCGUGAACUUCAACUUCGCCAUCGAGAUGCACCCCCAGGACUUGAGACUCGAGCUUGCUUCCGUCAUCUCCGAUAUCGAGGGUAACGUCUACACUCUGUACACCUUCAACGGCACCGUCACUGUGGUUGAGCCCGAGACUAGCAUCUUCGACCCUCAGAUCAUCUUCUUGUACUUCUUCCUGUUGGCCUGCUUCUCCGGUGUCGUCUACUUCUUCUAUACCGUCUGGAUCGCCCCCUACUUCCCCCAGAAGCGUCGCGCUGGCAAGGCCCCUGAGACCGCCAAGAAGACCACUGGUGUGGCCAAGAAGGAGGAGAUCUCCGUCGAGGGUCCGGCCGUUACCUCUGCUACCACCUACAAUGCUGACUGGAUCCCCGCCCACCACAUCAACCGCCCUGAGGCCCGGAAGGUGAAGGGCAGCAGCUCCCGCUCCAAGAGCCGUGCUUAAAUGGCUCUGGUGGCAUUGUGAACGGUGGCUGUGUAAGAUGAAGUUAUAGGAAGGUUUUAAUGCUCGUUGAGGGGACCUUGAGUGGUUCCUUCCUCGAGUCUGACGAUAGGAUAUAAACCAGUUGGCAGGUAUGAUCGCUGAGAACGUGAUCGGUCGACUGCUAUUCCUGUCCUUUCAAUUUUGCGUGUACAUCUAUGUCCACAUUCUAUCUAGGCAAUCGACGCUCUCGCAGCUUAGGCUUUCGGAGGCUCUAUUAGCAAAACCCAAGGAUGACCAAU